AUGGAUUCUUCUGCGGAAAACGGGACACUUUCAUCUCGUGUGGUUGCACUUCCAGACUGUGAUUCUUCUUCACUUGAUUCUGGACAUGCCCGUCUUCUUGAACUUGGUUACAAACAAGAACUCAAGCGUGGACUUUCGGCCAUUUCAAAUUUCUCCCUCUCGUUUUCACUUAUAUCGGUGCUCACUGGUGUCACCACCCUUUACAACACUGGGUUGAACUAUGGUGGGCCCGUUUCAAUGCAAUAUGGGUGGUUUAUGGCUUCUGCUUUCACCAUGCUUGUUGCCCUGUCAAUGGCUGAAAUUUGUUCAUCUUAUCCAACCACUGGUGGUCUCUACUAUUGGAGUGCUAAACUUGCUGGCCCUAGAUGGGCACCCUUUGCUUCCUGGAUUACUGGCUGCAACAGUCUCAAUUGGGCAGGUACAACUAGUGUGGAUUUUUCACUUGCACAACUAAUCCAGGUUAUCAUUCUCCUUAGCACCGGUGGCAAAAAUGGUGGUGGAUAUGAGGCAUCCAAAUAUGUAGUUAUUGCUCUUCAUGGGGGAAUAUUGCUCCUCCACGGUAUAAUAAACAGUCUUCCUAUCUCGGUAAUAUCAUUCUUAGGAAAGUUGGGUGCUAUCUGGAAUGUUUUAGGCGUUUUUGUGCUUAUGAUUCUCAUUCCAUCUGUUGCAACCGAAAGGGCUAGUUUCAAGUUUGUUUUCACUCAUUUCAAUGCUGAAAACGACAAUGGAAUCAACAGCAGACCCUACAUAUUUCUAUUGGGACUUCUAAUGACUCAGUAUACCCUUAGUGGGUAUGAUGCAUCAGCUCAUAUGACAGAGGAAACAAAGGGUGCUGAUAGAAAUGGACCAAAAGGAAUUAUCUGUUCUGUUGGGAUAUCCAUUAUAGUUGGAUGGGGUUACAUACUAGGCAUUACUUUUGCAGUCACUGACAUCCACUACCUUUUGAGUGAAGAUAAUGACGCUGGUGGGUAUGCUAUUGCUGAAGUGUUUUAUCUAGCAUUCAAGAAAAGAUAUGGCAAUGGCACUGGUGGUAUUAUUUGCCUAGUAAUUGUUGCUGUUGCCAUAUUUUUCUGUGGUAUGAGUUCAGUUACCACCAAUUCAAGGAUGGCUUAUGCUUUCUCUAGAGAUGGGGCCAUGCCAUUCUCACCACUGUGGCAUCAAGUUAACAGACAGGAGGUUCCUUUAUAUGCAGUUUGGCUUUCUGUCUUUAUAUCAUUUUGCAUGGCAUUAACGUCCAUAGGAAGCAUAGUGGCAUUUGAAGCAAUGGUGUCUAUAGCAGUGAUUUCCCUCCACAUUGCCUAUGCCCUACCUAUUUUCUUCAGGGUGACCUUGGCCCAAAAGCAUUUUGUCCCUGGGCCUUUCAACUUGGGCCGUUACGCAAUCAUUGUGGGCUGGGCUGCAGUUUUAUGGGUGGUGACAAUCUGUGUACUGUUCUCAUUGCCUGUUUCGUACCCAAUAACCAUCAAAACAUUUAACUACACUCCUAUUGCCGUUGGAUGUUUGGUUGUUCUUGUAGUUGCCUACUGGAUACUCACUGCAAACCGUUGGUUCAAAGGCCCUAUAAACAAUCUUCAAAAAUGA
This is a messenger RNA of Sphenostylis stenocarpa, 1581 nucleotides long. NCBI's taxonomy places the organism in Eukaryota, Viridiplantae, Streptophyta, Magnoliopsida, Fabales, Fabaceae. The record is from the annotation of a GenBank genome assembly.